This is a messenger RNA of Paramecium pentaurelia, 1714 nucleotides long. Lineage: Eukaryota; Ciliophora; Oligohymenophorea; Peniculida; Parameciidae. The record is from the annotation of a GenBank genome assembly.
AUGCAGACUAGAUCAAACUUUAGAUGGAAAACACCAUCAAGAUUAUAGAUCAAAACACCAACUCAACAGUAAAUUGUUGCUUUGUCUUAAAUGAUGAUUAGAGCAGAUUCUACUAAAAGAAGACCAGUCAAAGUCAAGCAUUUUGAAAAAGAAUAGAUAAAUAAUAAUGUUGAAUCCUAAUAGUAAUUACAUUCGAUUCCUAUAAUAUAAGAAAACUUAAAUAAAGAGUAUUUAAGAGUUAUUUUUUAGAAUGCUAGUAUUAAAGAAUAAUUAAAUAUCAUCAAUGAAAGGUUUGUUAGAAUACAAAAAUUUAAAUUAUAUUGAUUUAUCAGCUAACUAAAUAAAAGAAAUAACAGAGAUUAAUUAAUUAAAUAUUUAAGUUCUAAUGAUAUCCUAUAAUAAAGUAAAAGAAAUUAAGAAUUUACCACAAUGCUUAAAAAUUCUAGAUGCUAAAAUUAAUAUGAUAGAAAGAGUAGAUCUAUAGAAUCUAUAUAAUUUAAAAGUUCUCAAUUUAUAGAAGAAUAAUAUUUCUUCUGUCAAUUUAUAUGGAUUGUAUAAUUUAUAGAAGGUAUAUUUAGAUGAGAAUAAAGUAUAUUUUUAAUUGAUUUAGAUUACUUACUUCACAGAAAUCCCUUACUUAGAGUAAUUAUAAAUUCUGUCCUUAUAGAAUAAUUAAAUAAUAAAAGCAUUUGAAUCAUCAUAAUUAGCAAAAAUACCAAAGAUAAGAUAAAUUUAUGUCUAAGGCAAUCCUUUUUCAAGAUUUAUUCAAUAUGAAAAUUAUUUAGAAUAUCUAAAUGAUUUGACUGGAUAAAUGCAGCCAGCCAAACUUAGAUGCAAAUCUGUGGAAACAUAAAAAAGCUUAAAGCUAGAUACCUCAGAUGCAUUAAUUGCAAAAGAACAAAAAUUAAACAUUAUUGAUUUUAGCGAACAGACUCCAUUUCCAUCUACUUCUUAAGCUAAAUAAGGCUAUACUUUUAAUUAAUAGCUAAUAUAAAAGAUUAUCAAGAAGAAUUCAGGGGAAUAUAGUAAUAAUUAUAGAACUGAAAUUAGUUAAUAAGGUAAAAGGGAAAGGCAUAUUAAUUAAUUUUCUGUGAAAUAAGCAUAAAUAAAUUUUGUUCCUGAUUUUUCUUUUAUAAAAAAGUUAAAUAAAAAGACAAAAUCAGAUUUAUUUAAUCAAAAUGAAAUAGAGAAAAUUAGGUUAAUCAAAAAGCAAUUUAACCAUAAAGAACCUAUUGAAAUAUGUGUCAGUAAAUAUUUUAUACUUUCAAAAUGUUUAAUUGUAUAUGGAAAUCCUAAAAAUAUUGAUUAAAUCGAGGUUGAUAGUUUGGUUCUAAAAUAUUAUGAAUUAGAAAAUUUGGAUAAUUGUAAUCUCUUUAAUUUUAAUAAAAUUACUAAAUUGACUUUGCAACAUAAUAGAAUAUGUAAUCUACAUGAAAUAAAUCUAUUACAGAAUUUUUUUCAAAAGAUUGAAAUUCUAUAAAUAGAAAAAAAUGAAAUUAAUAACUCGACAAUAUUGAAAUCAUAUGUGAAUUUUCUAUUUUCUCUUGAUGAUAGAGAUAAAAGAUACUUCCAUAAAUUCUCUGAAAUGAAAUCUAACGCUUAAGAAAGCAUAGAAAUUGAUGAUAACGUGAUACCAAAAAUUAAUAUAAAUUAGUUUGAUUAUUUCUUUAACUCAUAUAUUUUAUCAGUUAUUGAUUAAAUAAAUGCGUAAUGA